Messenger RNA from Brugia pahangi, 636 nucleotides. NCBI's taxonomy places the organism in Eukaryota, Metazoa, Nematoda, Chromadorea, Rhabditida, Onchocercidae. The record is from the annotation of a GenBank genome assembly.
AUGUUAAGGCCUAUAUUGUGCUCUCGUGUAGAACCAGUUUAUCAAUUAUGUCGUGGUAUUACUAACAAGAGCAUUAAGAACAUAAUAAACUCCAAUCUAAAAGAAUUUCUGCAGUUAAUAAAAGAAGGGCACAUUUAUGCAUGCUAUGAAACAAAAGAAGAAUUAGACAUUAAACGAAAAUUGCAGUUAAAACAUGGGCUUCCUCCGGUAUAUGAUAAGAGUGCAUUACUUCUCACUGAACAGGAAAAAUUUUGUUAUGAGCAAGAAGGACGAAAACCACAUUUUAGAUUUAAGUUGGAUAGGAAUGAAGUUGUCAAAUGGAAUGAUGAGGUUAAAGGUGAAAUAAAUAUUGCAACCAGCAGUAUAAGCGACCUCGUGGUCUUCCAGUACACUUUUGAUCUUCUUAAUUUUACCUUCAUUUCCUUCCUCUCUAAAAUACAUGACCAGUCCUUUAUCUUAACCAAAAAAAUCAUUAACGUUGAAAAUGCUUAUGGAAGUAAGCCAGUGCAUAGGGCCGCUUCCGGUCUCCUCGUUCUGCAUUUUUAUCAUCUGAUUGAGGGUUUAAAAGCGCUGUCAGCUGUUUUCCGGCCCCACCUGCUCCAGAUUCCCGGCCAUGACGCUUGCUUCUCACACUAA